Molecule: messenger RNA, 3451 nt
Organism: Sinocyclocheilus rhinocerous
Lineage: Eukaryota; Metazoa; Chordata; Actinopteri; Cypriniformes; Cyprinidae
Product: paraplegin-like
Exons: 18
Coding region: 574-2898 (774 amino acids)
Biological process (GO): mitochondrial protein processing
Cellular component (GO): membrane; m-AAA complex
Molecular function (GO): ATP hydrolysis activity; ATP binding; ATP-dependent peptidase activity
Source: RefSeq, a predicted model, not a curated record
CUUAUUCAAAACGUGAGCUACAUUUACAAAAUUAUACUUGGUAUUCCCUCCCGAUGCUUGUUUUUCCCAUUUGAGGCCUUCUGCUUCAGUAAGCUCCGAUGCGGGAACAUCCGAGGCGCGCAACGCUCAUUUCAGUCUGCACUCGCGCCAGCGUGCUAAGCUAAUCACUGAUUACCUCCCCCAAAAUGCGAUGAUUAAAAUCUCUCAGAGCUCCGAUAAACUGGUAAGAGAAGGGGUUAUAAACUCUCCAUCCGUGCCUAUAAACAGUCCAUGGGUCUCAGUAACGUUAAGUUUGCUGAUUUGGCUUGCUCUGAGGUGUAAAAAUAAAAUUCCGCUUCAAGUUAAUCCUCUCCGUCCGACUCCUUCCGAACAGUUCGAUCGGCCUUUGACUCGCGCUGAGGAAGAGCGGACGGCGAGGAGUUGAUACACGGAUUGUGAUAGGCUGACGCGUAUGGGCGGUCACUGUUUGUUCCCCGUUGUAACAGUGAAACUGGCGCCAUUGUGGUUCUUGCCAAGGAAGCUUCCACGUUGUUUUCUUUGGCGACCUCGAGCCUUAAUGGCGUAGACAGUGGCAUGUUUUUGCGAGCUCCAUUUGGCUGUUUUCAGGCCAGCAGAAAACUCCUGGAGAGCAAGGUGACUUCAUACUUGCCUUUAAUGACUCCAAACAAACGAGGGCUUACUUCAGGACACAUUCAGAACAUUUUGACAAAGCCAUUAAUCCCGAGGCUUAUUGGACUUGAAUUCCAUUGUCGCCACAAAUUGGUCACAGAUCCUGUGAAACUGUGGAAACUAUUAGGCACUACUCAUUAUUUCAGCACUUCCAACAGAAGACGUGAAAAGAAAGAAGGUGGAAAAGGGAAGAACCCAGAGGAGGAUGAAGAAGAGAAAAAGAGACGAGAGCAGGAGGACCAGAUGUAUAGGGAGCGACUGCGCACACUCUUUAUUAUCGCUGUCAUCAUGAGCUUGCUCAACUCCAUCAACACCAGUGGGGGGAACAUAUCCUGGAAUGAUUUUGUAAAUGAAAUGUUGGCCAAAGGGGAGGUGUCACGAGUACAGGUGGUACCAGAGAGUGACAUUGUGGAGAUCUACCUUCACCCUGGCGCAGUCAUCUUCGGCAGACCUAGACUUGCCCUGAUGUACCGAAUGCAGGUGGCCAACAUUGACAAGUUUGAGGAGAAGCUUAGAGCAGCAGAGGAAGAGCUGAAUAUAGAUACCAAAGACAGAAUACCAGUGACCUACAAGCGCACAGGCUUCUUUGGGAAUGCUCUUUAUGCUCUCGGUAUGGCUGCCAUUGGGGUUGCAAUUCUCUGGUACAUCUUCCGACUGGCAGGAAUGGGUGGGAGAGAUGGCGGCUUUAGUGCAUUUAAUCAAUUAAAAAUGGCUAAAUUCACUAUUGUCGAUGGGAAAUCUGGGAAAGGUGUAAGCUUCAAAGAUGUUGCGGGAAUGCACGAGGCCAAGAUGGAAGUCAAAGAGUUUGUGGACUAUCUAAAGAAUCCGGAUAGAUACCUUCAGCUUGGGGCCAAGGUACCUAAAGGCUCUCUGCUCCUGGGGCCCCCUGGCUGUGGUAAAACUCUGCUUGCUAAGGCAGUGGCAACAGAGGCUCAGGUGCCCUUCCUUGCCAUGGCAGGUUCAGAGUUUGUGGAGGUGAUUGGAGGCCUUGGUGCCGCAAGAGUGCGAAGUCUAUUCAAAGAGGCUCGUGCUCGAGCACCAUGCAUUGUCUACAUCGAUGAGAUUGAUGCUGUGGGAAAGAAACGGUCCACAAACAUGUCUGGUUUCUCAAACACAGAGGAAGAGCAGACCCUUAACCAGCUACUUGUGGAGAUGGACGGAAUGGGUACCAUGGAUCAUGUGAUUGUCCUGGCCUCCACUAACCGGGCAGACAUUCUGGACAAUGCACUCAUGAGACCAGGCAGGCUUGAUAGGCACAUAUUUAUAGACCUGCCAACUCUUCAGGAGAGAAAGGAAAUCUUUGAGCAACACCUGAAGAUCCUGAAGCUUACUCAGCCGGCAGACUUUUACUCCCUGCGUCUGGCGGAGUUGACACCAGGCUUCAGUGGGGCUGACAUUGCCAACAUCUGCAAUGAAGGCGCCCUUCAUGCUGCCAGAGAGGGCUACAAGUCUAUUGACACCUUUAACUUUGAAUAUGCUGUGGAGAGAGUCAUCGCAGGGAGUGUGAAGAAGAGUAAAAUCUUAUCUAAAGAAGAGCAGAGGGUGGUGGCUUUUCAUGAGUCUGGUCAUGCAUUAGUGGGAUGGCUGCUAGAACACACCGAAGCUCUCAUGAAGGUUUCAAUUGCUCCCAGGACGAAUGCUGCAUUGGGCUUUGCUCAGAUCCUGCCAAAGGAUCAGUAUUUAUUUACUAAAGAGCAGCUGUUUGAGAGGAUGUGCAUGGCUUUGGGUGGACGAGCCUCUGAAGCCAUCACCUUCAAUAAGGUCACUACAGGUGCUCAGGAUGACCUGAGGAAGGUGACCCGUGUGGCCUACUCCAUGGUGAAGCAGUAUGGCAUGGUUGCCAGUGUGGGCCAGGUGUCCUUCCCUGACUCUGAGGAUCAGGGGGGUAUUGGACGGAGACCAUUCAGCCAAGGACUCCAACAGCAGAUGGACCAUGAAGCUACGAUGCUUAUAGCACAAGCCUACAGGCACACAGAGAAAUUGCUUUUGGACAAUCGAGACAAACUUAUUUUGCUGGCUAAUACCCUGCUGGAGAGAGAGGUGGUCAACUAUGAUGACAUUGAGGCUUUGCUGGGACCUCCUCCGUUUGGACCCAAAAAGAUGAUUGCCCCUCAAAGCUGGGUGGAGGCUGAAAGAGACAAGCAGGACACUGGUGAAGAUGAGCCACGCAGACCCCAGAGACCCCUCCGCAAAGACAAAGAUGAUGACAUCAACCUGAGCCCAGCGUGAGCUCUGCAACACAUGCAAUCACAUUCACGGUCUUUAAUGGACACUUGAAAGUCCAAGAGUGGAGCGGCUGCCUUUGAGGAUCAGUCUGAUUUUCAAAAUUGUGCUUUUAAGGGGGGGAAAAUGCUUUUCUUGCCCUUGAUGUUCCAGUUAGACCCACUCUGAUUGACUGAAAAAAUAAUGGCAACAUUCUUGGUUUACCUUCUAUGCUGAUCAUUGACCAGUAAUUCUAUUUUAAAUGUCUUAGGGCAUUUGAUUAAAAAACAAAAACAACAAACAAGCAUCAAUCAAGCGUUAAACGGUAAUAUUCAAUGUGUUUUUCUCAAUAAGGUAGAUCUCUCUUAGAGAGUAGUAGAUACCUCCUUUGAGAAUUGCACGAAAUGUACUGUUUUUAAAACAGUGGUUGUGCUUUUUGAGCUUCUUUCCAGGCCAUACAGAUCAGCUGUUAGUUCCCUGAGAAGCUGGUUUUGUUAGACCAGGUGAGCAUUGCCAGCGGUAUGUCUGAAGUCAUCUUGUGAUGUCAGUGGAUAUUCUGCACCAUAUGCAAUAAAUUAUU